CGGACCAGUCCUCCAUCAGAACGGAUCUCCAUCAGCUCACUCCGCCGCCGCGCGAGCCCCGGUCUUUCUUACUUAAGCUAAUUUUUAGUUUUUUACAAUUAAAGUCGUUUUUUAUUGUUGCUUCAGGGAGUCGGCUCUUCAGUCCGAACUGGUUCCGGGUCUAGCUUUUUGAUUCGAAUUUCUUAAAAAUUUGACGCGAAUCCGUCUUCUUUUUUUAAUCGUUUUCUGGAGGAUUGGAUCUGGACUUUAGCCGUUUCUGAGGAAAAAGGAGUUUUGGGUUCGGUUCUGUCAGCGUCCAUCUUCUCCUCUGAAGCCCAAAAAAAUGCCCAACAAGAAGCAGCCAGGCGCCGAGAUGAAAUGCCUGAGCGCCCCCCAGGAGGACGACAGCAGCACCAACAGCAGCGAGUUCCCCUACCCCACCUUUGUCAAGAAAGUUCCUCUGGAGGGGCCGUACCCCGAGUUUGACCCAGAGUGUCAGAACUUCCUGCCGGAGCACAACACCAGCAAGAAGAAGUAUGAGACCGAAUAUCACCAAGGAAACGCCUCCUUCGGCAUGUCCGUCUUCAACCUCGGGAACGCCAUCAUGGGCAGCGGCAUCCUGGGACUGUCCUUCGCCAUGGCCAACACGGGCAUCGCCCUCUUCGUAAUCCUCCUGGUUGCCGUGGCGAUCUUCUCCCUCUACUCGGUCCACCUGCUGCUGAAGACGGCCAACGAAGGAGGUGCGCUGGUUUAUGAGCAGCUGGGGUACAAAGCCUUCGGGAUUCCUGGGAAACUGGCCGCCUCCUGCUCCAUCACCAUGCAGAACAUCGGAGCCAUGUCCAGCUACCUGUACAUCGUCAAGUACGAGCUGCCCAUCGUCAUCCAGUCCUUCACCGGCGCCAACAACGGGGAGUGGUACGCUAACGGAGACUACCUGGUGCUGCUGGUGUCGCUGGUCAUCAUCCUGCCGCUGUCUCUGCUCCGGAACCUCGGUUACCUGGGUUACACCAGCGGUCUGUCUCUGCUCUGCAUGGUCUUCUUCCUGAUCGUGGUCAUCAUCAAGAAGUUCCAGAUCCCGUGCCCUCUGACUGCCUUGGAGGGCAUGAACGAAACCCUGAAGAACCUCUCCAUCUCCGUCAACUCCAGCGCCGUGGACUAUGACGAGGACACCUGCAAGCCCAAGUACUUCGUCUACAACUCGCAGACGGUCUACGCUCUGCCCAUCCUGACCUUCGCCUUCGUGUGCCACCCCGCCAUCCUGCCCAUGUAUGAGGAGCUCAAAGACCGCUCCCGCAGAAAGAUGCAGAAUGUGGCCAACGUGUCCUUCCUCGCCAUGUUCAUCAUGUACCUGCUGGCCGCGCUCUUUGGAUACCUCACCUUCAACAUCCACGUGGAGCCGGAGCUGCUGCACACCUACUCCAAGUACUACAAGUCCGACGUGCUGCUGCUGAUCGUCCGUCUGGCCGUGCUCGCCGCCGUCACCCUCACCGUCCCCGUGGUCCUCUUCCCGAUCCGCACCUCCGUCAACCACCUGCUGUGCGCCAAGAAAGAGUUCAGCUGGAUCCGUCACAGCAUCAUCACCGUGGUUCUGCUGGCCGGAACCAACAUCCUGGUCAUCUUCGUCCCCAGCAUACGAGACAUCUUCGGCUUCAUCGGUGCCUCUGCUGCCGCCAUGCUCAUCUUCAUCCUUCCCUCCGCCUUCUACAUCAAGCUGGUGAAGAAGGAGCCUCUGAAGUCCAUGCAGAAGAUGGGGGCGGUGGCGUUCCUGGUGUGUGGGAUCUUCGUCAUGUUCGGCAGCAUGACCCUCAUCAUCGUGGACUGGGCCCACAACGCCUUCCAGAAGAACGGACACUAGAGGCGGCUCCCCCUGCAGGCGGAGGCGGGAGCUGCGGCGCCGAACUGCGGAACCACAUUCCCAGAGAAUGUAUCGGAACUCUGUACAGUUUGAGUUUUUAGGUCACCGACAAAACCCACCUUUUUUAUGUGCUUUUAUUUUGAAAUAGUUUGUUUUUUAAUAGUUACGGUACAGCUGAGAACAAAAACAUGGACGUGCCUCAUGCCGGGAAACACUAAGCUGUCGAGUUCAGCGUCCAGCCGCGCUCAGGAACCGGCUGUGGGCGGGGCUACGCUCCAUCUGCACCACUUGAAGGUUUCUCCUCCUCUUCCUCCAGAGGCGUUCACACCCCCAACACCUUUUUGUUUUGCCAAAACGUGUUUGUAAAUGUGUAUUGAGAAGCACUUCUAGAGUUCAGCACACGUCUCCAGUAUUUGGACGGCGACGGACCAGCAGCUCCAACAUUUCAGAUUGAAUGGCGCUUUCACAGGAGCAAAAGAAGGAGUUUUUAAAAACGUCACAGAGGGGAGGGGCAGUCUCACGGCUCCUCCCACCUCACCAACCAUUUCCUGUCAAACAUGUAUUUAUGGAAGACCGUCGUCAGUGUAAUUUAAUCUAUUUUAAUAUAUUUAUAUGAUGUAAAUAUGUACAUAUCCUAGACUGACUGUAAGAUGCUGUGUUUUUAUGCAUUGGAGCUGCAGAACAGGAGGCCCUCCAUGUGAUGCUGCUACGAUCAAACUCAUCCCAAACUUUAGCUCACAUGAAACCAAACUGUUUUUGUUUUUAUACGUUUGCCCCAAAGAGAAGCAGCCAAAUGUUCCUCCUGCAAACUUCUGGAGAUGGACCAUCGCUUGACCUCAGGAGCAAAGAGGGCUCGGCCCCCCAAUGUUACUCUUGUUUCAAUGAAACACUGUAAAUUCUGUAGCAAAUGUCCAAAAAUAAAAUCUAAAAUCAUCCAGGAA
Messenger RNA from Oryzias melastigma (Indian medaka), 2775 nucleotides. RefSeq names its product solute carrier family 38 member 2 (gene slc38a2). The coding region runs from base 323 to 1834 and encodes 503 amino acids. Gene Ontology annotation, molecular function: L-glutamine transmembrane transporter activity. Gene Ontology annotation, biological process: amino acid transmembrane transport; L-glutamine transport. The transcript has 16 exons. Lineage: Eukaryota; Metazoa; Chordata; Actinopteri; Beloniformes; Adrianichthyidae. The record is from RefSeq and is a predicted model, not a curated record.